AUGUAUGGAUAUUCACAUCCAGACAAGUCAUUUAAUAAUUGGUGGUGUCGAAUAAAAGCUUAUUUGAUGUACAUUUGUGGUUAUACAUUUUUUCAUUCAUUCUCACUCCAGGCUAUUUAUAGAAUAUGUCGAAUCAUAUAUCCAGCACAAACCAAAUGUCAACCUUUUAGUUCUUAUAUUAUCGUUUCAUUUGGUCAAUGGAUUUUUUCAGCUUUAGAAUUGCUACCAAGUUUGCUUAUCGGUGAUAUGGAAUACAUGCAUAAUGAUUAUCAUUGUCAAGUUGCACCAAGCAGUAUGCGUGGAUCAUUAACUGUUUGUGUACUUGGUUUUCUUUUUCCAUUUAUUAUUAUAACAUGCAGCUAUACAUAUACUAUAUAUUAUGUUCGACAACAUAACUCAACAAUCGUAACAAUUAAUCGACGAACAAGUAUGCGUCGUGAUAUGAUUAUCUUAAAACGUGUACUUAUAAUUCUUGUACUCUUGACAUCUUCUGCUGCACCACAUGCAUUUUUUCCAGUAGCUUACCGGAUUCUUGGAAGUCUUCCAACAUGGUUAGUUGCUUUGGAAUGGCUUCUCACCAUUCUCGCACUUAUUUCUAUUGCAAUUAUAUUUCCAUUGGUAUCUCCUCAUCUGAAGCAAUUGUACACUCACAUGUAUCGACAUGUGAACAGUAUCGCUUGA
Messenger RNA from Rotaria sp. Silwood2, 681 nucleotides. The record is from the annotation of a GenBank genome assembly. NCBI's taxonomy places the organism in Eukaryota, Metazoa, Rotifera, Eurotatoria, Philodinida, Philodinidae.